Aspergillus brunneoviolaceus CBS 621.78 is the source of this 1661-nucleotide messenger RNA. Its product is annotated as putative trichothecene 3-O-acetyltransferase. The coding region runs from base 285 to 1661 and encodes 458 amino acids. NCBI's taxonomy places the organism in Eukaryota, Fungi, Ascomycota, Eurotiomycetes, Eurotiales, Aspergillaceae. The transcript has a single exon. The record is from RefSeq and is a predicted model, not a curated record.
UGGCCCCCAAUGCUCCCAAGUACAACCUCAAUCUUGGUGUAUAGAUGCUGCGAUGGCUCAUACUCUUGACGCAAGUAUAUAAGCCGGAGGUUGCUUUCACGAUAAUGGCUCAAUAUCCUUCACAAACCUCAUGAAUCUACGACUUGUCUUCUCAUUCCAGCGUUUGUCCUGUUAGCAUUAUUGUCGUCAAUAGAAUUAUACCCACUGCUUUGUCCUUUCACUUUUCGAUCAAGAACAUAGAUUUCCAUUGAACCAACCCGAGCCACAUAUACCCAAACUUCACAAUGUUCGACCUCUCCAAAUUCCAAGACGACAUCGGCCAGCUGGCCGGCCUCAAAACCUACACCCACCUCUUACUAUCAUUCCCCAUCCCAGACCGACACGCCCAAAGGGCAGCCAUCAAUGCCCUAUACACAGCCACGGAGACCCUCAUCUCCGAGUUCCCCUGGCUAGCCGCCGAGGUCGUGCACGAGGGCCGGACCCCCGGCAACUCAGGCACCUUCCGGCUACAGUCGUGUCCCGAGUUCAGCCAGCCGGAAGACCUCGUCAUCGUGCGCGAUGCCUCGAGCAUCUGCCCGUCCUACCAAGAGAUCUGCGCCGCGCGAGGGCCAUGCUCAAUGCUGCCGGUCAGCGCGCUGGGACCCGUGGUCUCGUUCCCGGAGCGAUACGAAGACUCGAGCAUCGAGCCGGCGCGCGUCUUCAUCAUGCAAGCCAACUUCAUCGAGGGCGGGCUCCUCCUUGACCUCGCCGCGCAGCACAACUUCAUCGACGGCGGGGGUCUCUUCCAAUGCGCACGGCUGCUGGCCAAAGCCCUGCGCCACGAGCCCUUCACGGCCACCGAACUGAGCCAGGGCAACCGCGACCGCCGCACGAUCAUCCCGCUGCUCCACCCCUCCGAGCCCAUGCUCGACCACUCCCACCUCCGCCGCCCCACCAUCCCCAGGUCCCUGCCAGCCCCCCGCGCCCCAGCCAGCUGGCACUUCUUCCAAGUCCCCGCCAAACAAAUGGCGCAGAUCAAGCAGCGCGCCAACACGGAACUCGCCUCCUCCUCCCUCCACAAGCUCAUCCCCCUCGUCUCCACCAACGACGCCCUCUGCGCCUUCCUCUGGAGACGCAUCGCCGCGGCCCGCCGCCGCCAGAGGCCGCAGCCAGCGCACCGACGCACGAAAUUCUCGCGCGCCGUCGACAGCCGCCGCGCCAUGGACGUCUCCCCGGAGUACAUGGGCCAGAUGGGGUACAACGCGACGACGCGGGUCGCCUACGGGGACCUCGACACGAUGACCCUGGGCGAGACGGCGGGCGUGCUGCGGGCGCAGGUGCGCGAGGUCAACCACGCGUACGCCGUGCGCAGCUGGGCUACCUUCAUUGCACAGGAGCCCGACAAGUCGACCAUCAUGUUCGGGGGCGACUUCGACCCCGAGACGGACAUCGGGGUCUCGUCGCUGGCGCAUACGGAGCUGUACAGCUGUGGGUUUGGGGAUGCAUUGGGCCACCCCUCGCUUGUGCGGCGGCCGACCUCGGCGCCGUUCGAGGGGUGUGUGUACUUCUGGUCGCGCACGGAGAACGGCGAUCUGGGCGUCAUGGCGUGUUUAAAUGAGGGGGAUGUCCGGGCGUUGAGGCGGGAUCGGCACUGGGCGCGGCAUGUGGAGUAUAUUGGAUAG